Gadus chalcogrammus (walleye pollock) is the source of this 2519-nucleotide messenger RNA. Its product is annotated as probable N-acetyltransferase CML1. Gene Ontology annotation, molecular function: N-acetyltransferase activity. The transcript has 2 exons. Lineage: Eukaryota; Metazoa; Chordata; Actinopteri; Gadiformes; Gadidae. The record is from RefSeq and is a predicted model, not a curated record. Bases 113 to 793 code for a protein of 226 amino acids.
GUUCAGCAGUGGAGAACAAGUGCGGAACUCUCCUCCGGAUGCAAGUUAGAUUUUGCUGUGCCAAGGAAAGCUGGUUUAUCUGGAUUUAGUCCUGAGCCAGCGAGGGGACACCAUGGACCGGCUCCGGAUCCGGGAGUACCGCAGCGAGGACUACCAGGAGGUGCGCCGGCUGUACGCCGCCGGCUUCAGCGAGAAGACCCACAGCCUGUUCGUCCACGUGCUGACCCGCCCCUGGGUCCAGCUGGCCCUGCUGGCCCCCCUCCUGGGGGUACUGGUCCUCUCCGGGUCCGCCCUGGCGUCCCUGGCCGCCGCCGCCCUCCUGCUGUCCGGGACCCGGCUCGCCGUGGGCCAGCUCCUGGACCGGGGCGUUCGGCUGGGGCUCCGGGAGGACCUACAGGACAUCGGCGCCAGCUACAUGACCCCGGGCCGCGUGGCCUGCUUCUGGGUGGCGGAGGACGGCCCGGGCGGCCCCCUGGUGGGCACCGUGGGGGUCCUGCCCUGCGUCACCCAGCCCGGGGCCUGGGAGCUGAAGAGGAUCUCGGUGCGCCGGGACCAGCGGGGGCGGGGCGUGGCCCGGGCGCUUUGCGGCGAGGCGGUGGCGUUCGCGGCGCGCAGCGGCGUGCGCCGCAUGGUGCUCUACACCUCCAUGCUGCAGGACGACGCCCAGCGGCUGUACCUGCGGCUGGGCUUCAGGAAGUUGGAGGAGUUCCUCUGGCCCUCGCUGGCGGCGCGGCUGGUCGGCUUCACCGUGUUUAAGUACGGCUACGACGUGCCCCCGCUGCGGGACGCUUGAACCGGCGGGGACGCGUUGUGUCUGCCUGCCGCCGGGUCAAGACGAUCGUCACCACGUGUUGCAAAAUUCCUCACAAAGUGCUACAAAAAUCAUCACAAAGUGUCACAAAAUUCCUCACAAAGUGUUACAAAAAUCUUCACAAAGUGUUGCAACAAUCAUUAUCUUUUGUGUGCGUUUUAAUUGUGCCGCUGACUGCAGUCACAUUAUUACACUUGUGUUGUGUUGUUGAAUUAUCCAACAUAUUGCCGUCCCAGCUCUGGUUCUGGACACUGUUAUCCGCCCCCAGGGCUUGAAAUCAUAUUCCUAGCUGGUCGUCCCAUUAAAGCAGUCAGGCACUUCAAUGGGCAACACGCGCACACACGCACACGCACACAGGACGCUUCCAUUCCGAACAGGAUGGAUGUCGACCCACAUAGCUGAUCUGUCAGAGGACGAGGACGAGGCUGAGCGGAUAAGAGUUUAACAGCAGGUAAGACAUGAUGGGGCUCCACAACCGCACCACGCGUCGGCGUGCUCAGGGAAAAGUAGACGUUAAUUGCGGUCUGGUUUGGGAAUGGCAGCCCUAAAUGAAGCCACGGAAGGGGGUUGUGUCAGAAUGUGUGUGUGUGUGUAUGUGUGUGUGAUAGCUACAGCUAACUAGCAGCGGAUCAGGGAGUGCCCUUCUGACAGACCGCCUCAGGAGAAGCGCAAAAUGUGCGCUUUAUUAAAUGCUCAAAAUUGCGUAGCCAUCAUGUCAACGCAAGGGAGGUCUUGUGGUUUGCAUGGCCAUGAAACGGGUACAUGUUAAGGGAUAUGUCUGAAUGCAUUUCGUUUUUAUCAUUCGCGGGUCUCCAUUACGCGUCCAAUUGUGCCGUUAUCAGCAGUUAUGGUAUUCACCCUCCUUCUGGUUAUUCUAUAUGGCUAAAUGCAUCGCACAUGCGGGAAUCAGCCGUACAAAUCAUGUCGUUAAUUGAACUCUUUCAACUUCUUGACUAAUUUUGGCAUUUGACUGAAUGACUGUACCAGCAUGUUACCGGAGCCCGGUCAAGCAAGUGUUUUUCUGAGUGAACCUUUGGUUUAUUUACACCAGGGGGCGCUGAUCUGCCUAUUAUUAUUUUUAAUGAAGAUUUCCUGAAAGAAUCGCAUGCUUUAACGCAUACACCUUGGUGGCUUUUGGAUGACCUGUCUUAAGUUCCAUGGUCCGGUGGUAAACCUGCCAAUCAUUCAGCGGGAGGGUCUGUCUGAUGACAGAUCCUCUCCUGUUUUCGCAUUUGUGUCUGUAUUUUUUUUUACAUAAUGAUUUAAUUACGAGUUUUUUUAUUACUGAUAUUUUAUUUUAUUUUUUUAUUACUACCAUAAAAAAACAAAACAAACCGAUUGAACUAUGAAACAUUUCAUUACGGACCAACGCAACGACAUUGGAAUUUUAGCGUUGUUAUGCAUAUUUAUUUGUAAGUAAACUAUUCUUAAUGUUAGGCUAGACGCUAGAUCUGAAAGUCAUGCUUUAAGAAGCCCUCCGCGCGCAACCGUUUCUAUUUUCGGCCUACAGCUAUAACAGCUAAACGCAUCAGACACCUAAUCCAUAAUUUAUACUUACAUUACGUAAGCAAUGUCUCGUCCCAAGAAGCACACACAAACACACACGGGCGACGCGAUGGUGAGUAGGCUUCUUACUGCUGUUUUGGGUCCUGUUGGCCGAAGAGUGUGGUUGUCGUGUGGUUUGGUAUCCUAGAAUUGCUGUGGUUGU